AUGGCAAUGAUGCGAUUAGUCUCUUUUCUCUUUUGUGUGGUGCUACUCUUUGGCUCUGCAUUCACAAAUAGCAAAGCUGCUGUUAAUACAGAUCCGCAACUACGCCCCAUUUGUGAGCGCCUCGACAAUAGGAAAAGUUUCGAUGUUCUCGAACCAGGGUUCAUAUUUGGGACAGCCUCAGCAGCUUACCAGUGCGCUGGUGCUGUAAAAACCGAUGGAAGAGGACCAAGUAUAUGGGAUAACUACACCCACAGAUAUCCAGAAAGAAUCAAGGAUGGCAGUAAUGGAGAUAUCGCUGUUGAUCAAUAUCAUCGAUACAAGGGUGAUGUGGCGAUAAUGAAAAAUAUAUCGGUGGAUGCUUAUAGAUUGUCUAUAUCAUGGUCAAGACUGUUGCCAAAUGGAACGCUAAGUGGGGGCGUGAAUAUGGAUGGGAUCAACUAUUACAACAGUUUUAUCGAUGAACUCAUAAAUAGCAGUAUAACACCAUUUGUGACAAUCUUCCAUUGGGAUCUUCCCCAAGCUCUAAAUGACUCAUAUGGUGGUUUCUUAAGCCCUAAAGUUGUCGAUGAUUAUUUAGCAUUUGCAAAACUUUGUUUUGAGAACUUUGGUAAUCGAGUAAAACACUGGAUCACGUUGAAUGAGCCAUAUACCGUUAGUCACCAUGGCUAUGCAGUCGGGUGCCACGCACCAGGGCGAUGCUCUGCUUGGCAAAACUUAAGCUGCAUCGGUGGAGAUUCGGGCACGGAACCAUAUUUAGUGACACAUCACCAACUCCUUGCACAUGCAGCCGCUGUAAAAUUGUAUAAAGAUGAAUAUCAGGCAUAUCAAAAUGGCUCGAUAGGAAUAACAUUGGUGUCGCAUUGGUUUGAGCCCGCUUCAAAUUCAACAAAAGAUAAAAGUGCUGCAAAUCGAUCUCUGGAUUUUAUGUUCGGAUGGUUUAUGGACCCAUUAACAUACGGUGACUAUCCGCCUAGCAUGCGAUCAAUUGUUAAAGAACGAUUACCAAAAUUCACAGAUGAAGAAUCCAAGUUACUAAAAGGGUCAUAUGAUUUUAUUGGAAUAAAUUACUAUUCUGCUAGAUAUGCAAGUAAAGGACAUGAAUUUAUUUCUGCACAUCAUGAUAGCUACUUAACAGAUCCUCACGUUAAUGUUACAACUGAGCUUAAUGGGGUCCCUAUUGGUCCACAGGCUGCUUCAAAUUGGUUAUAUGUUUAUCCAAAAGGAAUUUACGAUCUUCUAAGCUACACGAAAAAUAAGUAUAAUGAUCCAAUCAUUUACAUUACCGAGAAUGGCGUUGAUGAGUUCAAUGAUCCCAAAAUACCGCCUGAGCAAGCCCUUAAUGAUACCAAUAGAACUGACUUUUACUACCAUCACCUUUGUUACCUUCACAAAGCCAUGAGUGAAGGUGCUAAGGUGAAAGGAUAUUUCGCUUGGUCAUUGGUAGACAACUUUGAAUGGAAUGAUGGAUACACGGUUCGUUUUGGUAUUGUCUAUGUGGAUUACAGGAAUGGUACUGCUAAUUAUCUACGAAGGUAUCUAAAAAACUCAGCAGUGUGGUUCCAAAAUUUCCUCAAGAAACGUCUUCAUUGA
This is a messenger RNA of Prunus dulcis (almond), 1590 nucleotides long. RefSeq names its product cyanogenic beta-glucosidase-like. The coding region runs from base 1 to 1590 and encodes 529 amino acids. Gene Ontology annotation, biological process: carbohydrate metabolic process. Gene Ontology annotation, molecular function: beta-glucosidase activity. The transcript is spliced from 13 exons. The record is from RefSeq and is a predicted model, not a curated record. Lineage: Eukaryota; Viridiplantae; Streptophyta; Magnoliopsida; Rosales; Rosaceae.